This is a messenger RNA of Eimeria acervulina, 804 nucleotides long. RefSeq lists its product as hypothetical. The transcript is spliced from 2 exons. NCBI's taxonomy places the organism in Eukaryota, Apicomplexa, Conoidasida, Eucoccidiorida, Eimeriidae. Bases 1 to 804 code for a protein of 267 amino acids. The record is from RefSeq and is a predicted model, not a curated record.
AUGAUGCGUACUGCUGCUUUUGUUGCUCUCGCAGCAUAUCUGACCAUCUCAGAGGUGCGGGGCACCAGUGCCGCCGAUGUCCAAGACCACAAAGCUUCUUCCUAUCCUAGUUUUGCGCAUGGCGUUGGAAAUGAACAGAUGCAACAGCAUAUUGAAGAGGCAGAAUCCAAAAGACCCGCUAGAGGUUUCCGUGCUCCUUGGGUUCUUACUCUCGUCGUUGCAGGACUUGGCGCCGGUUUGCUUUUGCUGGUGAAAUCCGUGCUUAGUCAUACCCGUUCCGGGAAGAAGGCUAGUCAGGGUGAAUGGGAAGUGCUCGAGGAGGCAAAAACUGGUGGUGAUCAGCGUGGAGGUGAGGCAGAAGAGGAAGAACCUUCUGACGUUUGGCAGACUGCAGAGGGCUUCGAAGGAGCUGACCAAAUGGCUCUUAAAGGCGACGAUUACGAAUUUUGGGAAGGUCGAAUGAAAGAUCUCUUGAAAGGGAAAGCCCCCCCAGAUGGGUUGUGGCCUUUCGAACCUCCAUAUUCCCCUGUUACUAUUGGAGUAGAAGAAACGCUUUCGCGGAUCGAUAGGAUGCAGAGACUUGCCCAGUGGGUGAGGGAGGGAUUCGAAUCAGGGACUGUGACUGAUAGUGCUGGCGGAAUCCUCGGCCAUCGCGUGCGUGAGGCCCGAGCUGUUCAGCAGCAGAACAAGAAUGUACAAUUUGAUUCGUCUGUUCCUGAGGAGCUGGCUGAGAAGUUUCGGGAUUGUGUUGGACUUCUUGAGAAGAUUGUUGAAUUUUUCGUUGUGUAUUACAGGGGUGGUUGA